Messenger RNA from Equus caballus (horse), 3582 nucleotides. RefSeq names its product T-box brain transcription factor 1 (gene TBR1). Gene Ontology annotation, biological process: cell fate specification; regulation of transcription by RNA polymerase II; positive regulation of DNA-templated transcription. Lineage: Eukaryota; Metazoa; Chordata; Mammalia; Perissodactyla; Equidae. Gene Ontology annotation, molecular function: RNA polymerase II cis-regulatory region sequence-specific DNA binding; DNA-binding transcription factor activity, RNA polymerase II-specific. Gene Ontology annotation, cellular component: nucleus. The record is from RefSeq and is a predicted model, not a curated record.
UCCCCUUCAAUUUGCCAUGAUCGUCGCGACCGGGAGCCAGGUGAUUAUCCUAAUUAAUGUCUAUCUAAUUAAAUUACUGUCAGCAGUUAACCAAUGGCAGGAGCCGUUUCAUCGGCUGCACAAGCAGCAAGAUCAAAAGUGAGCCUUUUCUGAUUGCUGCAUAGUGUCAAUUGGCCAAUCUCUUCUCCCAGGGAAAAAAAAAAGUAAAUCAAACCUUUGAGAAGCAUUUGCUGGUUGAAGUGCUUUCUGUCUAGUGAGGGGGUCUGUGGAUUUCUAGUUUAUGAUAAAUAGGACUUUAAAAACCAGGGACAGGAGGGCGAGUGUUCAGGUUCUAGAGCUAUGCAGCUGGAGCACUGCCUUUCUCCUUCUAUCAUGCUCUCCAAGAAAUUUCUCAAUGUGAGCAGCAGCUACCCACAUUCAGGCGGAUCUGAGCUUGUCUUGCACGAUCAUCCCAUUAUCUCGACCACUGACAACCUGGAGAGAAGUUCACCUUUGAAAAAAAUUACCAGGGGGAUGACGAAUCAGUCAGAUACAGACAAUUUUCCUGACUCCAAGGACUCACCAGGGGACGUCCAGAGAAGUAAACUCUCUCCUGUCUUGGACGGGGUCUCUGAGCUUCGUCACAGUUUCGAUGGCUCUGCUGCAGAUCGCUACCUCCUCUCUCAGUCCAGCCAGCCACAGUCUGCGGCCACUGCUCCCAGUGCCAUGUUCCCGUACCCCGGCCAGCACGGACCGGCGCACCCCGCCUUCUCCAUCGGCAGCCCCAGUCGCUACAUGGCCCACCACCCGGUCAUCACCAACGGAGCCUACAACAGCCUCCUGUCCAACUCCUCACCGCAGGGCUACCCCGCGGCCGGCUACCCCUACCCACAGCAGUACGGCCACUCCUACCAAGGAGCCCCGUUCUACCAAUUCUCCUCCACACAACCCGGGCUGGUGCCCGGGAAAGCGCAGGUAUACCUGUGCAACAGGCCUCUUUGGCUGAAAUUUCACCGGCAUCAAACGGAGAUGAUCAUCACCAAACAGGGAAGGCGCAUGUUUCCUUUUUUAAGUUUUAACAUUUCUGGUCUCGAUCCCACGGCUCAUUACAAUAUUUUUGUGGAUGUGAUUUUGGCGGAUCCCAAUCACUGGAGGUUUCAAGGAGGCAAAUGGGUUCCUUGCGGCAAAGCGGACACCAAUGUGCAAGGAAAUCGAGUCUAUAUGCAUCCGGAUUCCCCCAACACGGGGGCUCACUGGAUGCGCCAAGAAAUCUCUUUUGGAAAAUUAAAACUUACAAACAACAAAGGAGCUUCAAACAACAAUGGGCAGAUGGUGGUUUUACAGUCCUUGCACAAGUACCAGCCCCGCCUGCAUGUGGUGGAAGUGAACGAGGACGGCACGGAGGACACCAGCCAGCCAGGCCGCGUGCAGACAUUCACUUUCCCCGAGACUCAGUUCAUCGCCGUCACCGCCUACCAGAACACCGAUAUUACACAACUGAAAAUAGACCACAACCCCUUCGCUAAAGGAUUUCGGGAUAAUUACGACACGAUCUACACCGGCUGCGACAUGGACCGCCUGACCCCCUCGCCCAACGACUCCCCGCGCUCGCAGAUCGUGCCCGGGGCCCGCUACGCCAUGGCCGGCUCGUUCCUCCAGGACCAGUUCGUGAGCAACUACGCCAAGGCCCGUUUCCACCCGGGCGCGGGCGCGGGCCCCGGGCCGGGCACGGACCGCAGCGUGCCUCACACCAACGGGCUGCUGUCGCCGCAGCAGGCCGAGGACCCGGGCGCGCCGUCGCCGCAGCGCUGGUUUGUGACGCCGGCCAACAACCGGCUGGACUUCGCCGCCUCGGCCUACGACACGGCCACGGACUUCGCGGGCAACGCGGCCACGCUGCUCUCGUACGCGGCGGCGGGCGUGAAGGCGCUGCCGCUGCAGGCCGCCGGCUGCACGGGCCGCCCGCUCGGCUACUACGCCGACCCGUCGGGCUGGGGCGCGCGCAGCCCCCCGCAGUACUGCGGCGCCAAGUCGGGCUCGGUGCUGCCCUGCUGGCCCAACAGCGCCGCGGCCGCUGCGCGCAUGGCCGGCGCCAACCCCUACCUGGGCGAGGAGGCCGAGGGCCUGGCCGCCGAGCGCUCGCCGCUGCCGCCCGGCGCCGCCGAGGACGCCAAGCCCAAGGACCUGUCCGACUCCAGCUGGAUCGAGACCCCCUCCUCCAUCAAGUCCAUCGACUCGAGCGACUCGGGGAUUUACGAGCAGGCCAAGCGGAGGCGGAUCUCGCCCGCCGACACGCCCGUGUCCGAGAGCUCGUCUCCGCUCAAGAGCGAGGUGCUGGCCCAGCGGGACUGCGAGAAGAACUGCGCCAAGGACAUAGGCGGCUACUACGGCUUCUACUCGCACAGCUAGGCCGGCCCUGCCCGCCGCGGCCCGGACCCCCGGCCGGCCCCUCCUAGCGCCUCCCCAGCUCCUCCUCCUCCUCACACCCCACCUCGCGCACCCCCGUUUCCUUUGACCCUCGACCACCGUCUGCAGCGAAUAAGUGCGGGUCUCCGAGUGUGAUUUUAACCUUUUUUUGCACAGCAGUUUCUGCAAUUAGCGCACCGACCUUCGACUUUGCUGUAAACCUUUGGGUUUUCCGACUUCUUCUCCUCUGUGAAGUUCCACUCUUCACAAACCUCCUCCCCCUCGUCUUUUUCUCACCCCCUCCUUCUCUUUCUUGUAAUGCAACUCUUCACCUUCAGGAGACCUGGGCCGUCCAGUCAGGCUGCAGCGAUUCCGACCCGACCAGUCUCGGCCUCCCGCUUAACCAUAGGAUGUUGACUCUAGAACCUGGACCCACCCAGCGCGUCCUUUCUUAUCCCCGAGUGGAUGGAUGGAUGGAUGGAUGGAUGGUAGGGAUGUUAAUAAUUUUAGUGGAACAAAGCCUGUGAAAUGAUUGUAUAUAGUGUUAAUUUACUGUAACGAAUGGCUAGUUUUUAUUCUCAUCGUCAAGGCACAAAACCAGUUCAUGCUGAACCUUUUCGUUCAUUUCUUUUCCUUUUUCUCCACUCUCCCUCCCCUUUAAAAAGUUUUCUUGUGAGAUAAUUAACAAUAGUCUAAGAGGCUCUGGAAACAUGAAAUACUUGAUAGAUAAUGAUGGGUUUCUCACUUCUCAAUCCGUUGCAUGAAAUAGUUACUCUUUUCCCUAAUGCACACAAAUAGCUAAGGAGAAGCCGACCAAACAAACACCUGUAAAGGAUAGGUGUCUGUUCAUAGGCAAGUCGAUUAAGUGGCAUGAAGCCUGCAAAGCAAAGUUAACUGGAGUUGUAUGUUUUUCCCCCUUUCCUUCUAAAUAGAAUAGUUCGACAUCAGCAAUAUUAUUUUGCCUUAUUUGUUUUUCCCCAAAGUGCCAAAUCCAUUACUGGUCUGUGCAGGUGCCAAAUAUGCUGAAAAACUGUUUCUGAAUAUCUUUUCAGUCCCCUCCUCUACCUUUAUAUGCUGUAAAUCUUUGUAAUGAAUAUUCUACUAAUGAUAUAGAUGACUGAAUUGUUGGUAACUAUAGUGUAGUCUAGUGAAGAUGAAUUGUGUGAGUUGUAUAUUUUACUGCAUUUUAGUUCUGAA